Messenger RNA from Annulohypoxylon truncatum, 466 nucleotides. RefSeq lists its product as uncharacterized. The record is from RefSeq and is a predicted model, not a curated record. NCBI's taxonomy places the organism in Eukaryota, Fungi, Ascomycota, Sordariomycetes, Xylariales, Hypoxylaceae. The transcript has a single exon. Bases 153 to 395 code for a protein of 80 amino acids.
CCGUUUAGGAUAGCGGACUCCCCCGACUGACUAAGCAUAGGAUUGAGCCUUCUAGAAAAAAGGGGCUCCGGAGAUGAUGGGGAUGCCGGCAUGUUACGAACGAAUCUAUCUGACUAGAUGAGCGAUUCCCGACGGUUGAGGAUUUUGUUUCAAUGACGACUGUAACACCAUUCACGACCAAGUCCCUGAUCUUGGCAUGGACCCUGAUAAUACAUCAACUGCCUCUCUUCUCCCCGGGCGAUGCAUAUGUGCGUAUGCCAUACCUGGUAGUGUGUGCGACCGCAUGGCUGCCAGCCUGCCGCUGGUUUCCGGGUAGCACAACGUCUUUCGGUACCAUUUUGAUGGGGCCAUUUCCUCGGGCGAAUCAAUUUUGGUCGACGCUUGUGGGAAGGUGAUGAAAUUUUUUGGAGUCCUGUCUAACACUAUUAUACAGUAGCGCGAGUAUGUACGACACCUGGCUUUAGCU